AUGCCUGGAAGUGUAGGACUGGACCUCAGUUCCGCCUCCCACACAGUACUAACCCCGGAAAUGGGAAUUCAAAUAAUAAAGACAGGUGUGCACAGUCCCUUGCCUCCAGGCACUUGUGGUCUGAUUCUAGGAAGAGGUAGCUCAGGCCUUAGAGGCCUGACAGUUAUACCAGGGGUACUUGAUUCAGAUUAUAUGGGAGAAAUUAAAAUUCUAAUAAAAACUAAGAACGUUAUUGUGCCCAUCGCCCUGGGAGAUAGGCUUGCCCAACUUGUGUUGAUUCUCCUAGCCGCAGGACAAAUUUCCCCCAUGCCUGCACCUCCCAUAGUUUUGGCUCUUCAGCCGCCUAUUGGGUCCAGACCAUCACCCACGAAAAGCCAACCCUAA
This is a messenger RNA of Nannospalax galili (Upper Galilee mountains blind mole rat), 384 nucleotides long. Its product is annotated as deoxyuridine 5'-triphosphate nucleotidohydrolase-like. Lineage: Eukaryota; Metazoa; Chordata; Mammalia; Rodentia; Spalacidae. The coding region runs from base 1 to 384 and encodes 127 amino acids. The record is from RefSeq and is a predicted model, not a curated record. The transcript has a single exon.